Messenger RNA from Pieris napi, 5617 nucleotides. It is a transcript of the gene Adcy8, whose product is annotated as adenylyl cyclase 78C. The coding region runs from base 282 to 4274 and encodes 1330 amino acids. Gene Ontology annotation, cellular component: plasma membrane. The record is from RefSeq and is a predicted model, not a curated record. Gene Ontology annotation, biological process: adenylate cyclase-activating G protein-coupled receptor signaling pathway; cAMP biosynthetic process; intracellular signal transduction. Gene Ontology annotation, molecular function: adenylate cyclase activity. The transcript is spliced from 30 exons. NCBI's taxonomy places the organism in Eukaryota, Metazoa, Arthropoda, Insecta, Lepidoptera, Pieridae.
UUAGUGUGAUACGGCUAACGAUAAACUGUGAGUGAGGACAGCACCGGCACGUUUUGUUUUGAGUUCAGCCUGACAAUUACUAUGCAUCAUCCAGUACAGUUUUUGCUCAAUACGUGAAUACAUGUGCCGUGUAUUGUUAACGUUGUACGAGAGUUUGCUAAAGUUUAAAUUUUUGACGUGACUGCUAUUAAAACUCGGACACGAUGUAAGGGAAUUGUUGACGGCAAUGGAUUCGUAUGAAGAGGACUUAUUAACAUAAGGGAUUUCAACAAGGUGAAACAAUGCCAGCGAAUCAUAAAGAAGGUCGAAAUCACCUAACCACGAUGGUAGAACUCCCUUCGGUGAUCGGGGAAGAGACCACGGUUGCUGAAACAGGUAAUUGCUGUGAGGAGGCGCGUGAUGGUGAGAGCGACGAAGCUAAGCCACAGAAUGAUCACUUGCCAAAACCAACUGCGGGGCCGACUGAUACUACUGUAUGUACACUACCAGAAGAACAGUUGCGAGUGAGUGACGAUGACGGCUCUACGAACAGCGCUAGAAAUAGUAUCGAUCCAUUUCGUGCUGAAAGUGAUCCAGUGGCGACGGAGAACAUGCUGAGAACUUGUCUUUACUAUAAAGGAAUCUACUGGCCAUCAAUAACAAAUAGUUUUAAAGACGAAACAGUGGAGUUGUCGUAUCAAAGGUAUUCAAGACGACAAAGGCAGAAGUCACUCAUAAUGGUCAACGUUGUAGACUUAGCAUUGAAGAUUUGUUUAGCUCUCAUUUACACAUUAUCAAAUCGAAAUAAACUAGAAGAUGCUACUGAUGCGUACAAAAUAGCGUGGACCGCUGCCUUCUCAUUGCUCAACAUCUCAAUUUGUCUUCUUGGAGCGUGGCGAUGCUUUGCCAAUAAUUACUUGCAUUGGGCCGCUGCUGCCACCUGGAUACUACUCAUUGCUCAAGGUUUAAGCGGACAAGGCAUAGGCUUUCAAGCACCAGAAAACCAAGUAUGGUAUAUGCUAUUCAUUAUUUUCAUUCCCUACGCGAUGUUGCCGCUAUCUCUAGGCUGGUGCAUUGUUAUUGGUUUGCUCUCAUCGAUCUCACACGUAUUGGCUACUGCAAUGGAUGUUAAGGAUAUUAUGGAUAACAAUCCAAACGCUGCUAAAUCAUGUGCUAUGCGAUUGUUGAUUGCUAAUGCGUUGUUGUAUGGAGCGGUGAACUUCGCGGGGAUGUAUGCCAAGUAUUUGGCAGACUGGGGUCAAAGAAAAGCAUUUCUGGAGACUCGCCGAUCAAUGGUAACCAGGCAACGAACCCAAAGAGAGAGUGAUCGGCAGUGGAAAUUAUUUCAGAGUGUUAUACCAGAUUUUUUAGCCAAAGAAAUAUCUAGUCAUGUAUCGAAGGUGAAAGGGGAGUUUCAGGAACAACAGUUUAACAAUUUAUAUAUACAAAGACACGAGAAUGUGUCCAUUUUGUACGCUGAUAUUAAAGGAUUUACCGAAUUAUCCAGCAAAUGCAGCGCGCAAGAACUAGUCAAGUUGCUCAAUGAACUAUUUGCAAGAUUCGACAGGUUAGCUUCGGAGAACCAUUGUCUUCGGAUCAAGCUAUUAGGCGACUGCUACUUCUGUGUGAGUGGUUUGCCAGAGAAGCGGAGCAACCACGCCUACUGCUGCGUCAAUAUGGGCCUGCAUAUGAUACGAGCCAUACGGGAUGUACGAUAUAAUGCACAGGUGGACUUAGACAUGAGAAUCGGCAUUCACAGUGGUACUGUGUUGUGUGGCGUGUUGGGCCUUCUAAAAUGGCAGUUUGAUUUGUGGUCACAUGAUGUCACACUCGCCAACCAUAUGGAGAGCGGGGGACUGCCUGGUCGAGUCCAUAUAUCAGCAGCAACACUAGAAUGUUUGAACGGUGCGUUCGAAGUUGAAAGUGGCGACGGCCAGGCUCGUAAUCCAUAUCUAAGAGAGCUGAACAUCGAAACGUACUUAAUUAAAAGCACAGAAAGACCUCGACCAACUAGGAAUAGAUCUCGGGUACUUCCAAACCCACAUCAAGCAAACGGUCAACCAACAAGAAGGACAAGUGGCAGCGUCGACGAAGAGUUGACUACUGAUUGGACACCGGAAAUGCCUUUUCAGAGUUAUUUUAACAACAGCACGGGUAUAUUACGUCGUUGCCAAAAUAGAAACAGUGAUUUGCAAGAACUUGAUAUGGCGUCUAUGACAGAGGAAGAUGACAUAAUAAAUCACUCGAUAGAAGUGAGUAGUAACCGUAAAAUGCGGAUAGAGCACAUGCGACCAUGGUCUCUACACUUCCGGGAGGCUUCGUUGGACGAUCAGUUCGGACAAUUGGACGAGACAACAUUCAAAUCAAAUGUCAUGUGCUGUCUCGUUCUCUGGCUGUUUAUACUAUGUGUGCAGUUUAUCAUGCAUUAUAAUUGUAUUUGGUUGGUAGUGGUCCUACUGGUGAUGACUAUACCUUUGGUGAUGUCAUUUGUGCUCGUGAUGGCCGAGGAGUUCCCGAACUACCUCCCGCGACUCACCAAGAUGUCUGCGGCACUUAGUGGAAAUCGCGUGCGCAGGAAUGUGCAUAUCUGCUGCUUCGUCACUAUUAUGUCUAUAUCCAGCACCACGAAACUCUACAUCUGCCCAGCAUCAUUUCCCACCAACAACUUCACAGCUAACAUAACAGAUGACGAAGUCAAAGCCGGCGAAUGCUAUCGACCAGAGUACGUGGUGUUCACCUGGAUCCUGUGCCUUGUUGCUCUCACGUCCAUACUAAAGCUGUAUUACCUGAUCAAGACCUGCCUGGCGAUCAUCAAUGUUGCCAUGUACUCCGUUCUACUAUUUAUCUACUAUAACGUCUACUAUUUCGACAGCUUAAACACGAAUACGCAACUCCCAUUCUACGUCCAGAUGAUGAUCCUAAUGGUAAUGUUCCUGGUGAUCGUGGUGUACCACGCGCGAUUGGUGGAAGUAACAUCACGGCUGGACUUUCUCUGGAAGCUGCAAGCAGAGCAUGACCUCAAGGAGAUGAAGGAGACGCAAAGGAUGAACCGGCACCUCUUGAAGCAUAUAUUGCCUGAUCACGUGGUGAACCAUUUCCUAAGCAAAGACCGGUGCCCUGAUGAGUUGUACUCACAAUGGCGGGACGAAGUAGGCGUGAUGUUUGCGGGUAUUCCCAACUUCCACGAAUUCUACUCGGAGCAAAAGGCCGUGGACUGCAUGCGACUACUCAACGAGAUUAUUUUUGACUUUGACAAACUGCUGAUGCAACCACGUUUCAAAAGCAUUGAGAAGAUAAAAACAAUUGGUGCUACAUACAUGGCUGCUUCGGGCUUAAAUCCCGAUCAUAAGAAAGGAGAUGAUGAUUGCGAACAUCUUUGUGCUUUAGUGGAUUAUGCCUUCGCUCUUCGCGAUGCGUUGGAAGAGAUCAACAAACACAGCUUCAAUAAGUUCCGCCUUCGAGUUGGUAUCAGUUGCGGGCCAUUAGUGGGCGGAGUGAUUGGUGCUCGUAAGCCCGUGUAUGACAUAUGGGGCAACACGGUGAACGAAGCCUCGCGUAUGGAGUCCACUGGAGCCAUGGAUCGCAUACAAGUCACCAAAUACACUAAACAAAUGUUAGAGCGUCGCGGGUACGGCGUGGAGCUCCGCGGGGCCGUGGCGGUGAAGGGCAAGGGACACAUGGAGACGUGGUGGGUGAGCAGCUGCCGCGGGAGGGGCGCGGUGCCACCCCCGCACCCACCCGCGCCACGCUCCCUCGCGGCCCUUGUCUACACCAUGCUGCAGGCCAGGCGAAGGAUCUAUACGCACCCUUUGGAUGUGGCCACAACCAGUGACAGCAUUCUACGUCGACGCACGGCACGGGCAAGCCGCCCAACUAACUUAAGGCGCGCGCACACACGACAUGAACAGAGCACCACCAACGGUCUUGACGUGGAGUUGGGGAUCCGGCCGCACUCCAGCAGCAUGGUGUCUCGAAGACCCCACAUGGCUCCCCCCGUGUUGGCCAGCCUCUCUGCCCCACACACUCCCACAGUACCCCACGACUCCCCGGAAGCUAUCCCCACCAAACUCGGUAUCGGAGCUCGUUUAAAAGCCGCCAGCUUCUCCUACAAAACCAGGCCUAGCCUUCGGUCUUCGAAGAUUGUGGAAGAUAAGGAAGGUUCUGGAAACUCCAUAUCGAAUGGGGCACCGGGCUCCUUCCGCUUCCGUUCCGUGACGACUGGCUCCUUCUUCAGAAGCAGGAAGGAGAAGAGGAGAGAAGUCAGCGAAGAGAGGGAGGUCACAACUCGAAUGUGAAGGUAGGAUUUAUUACUCGUAGAACUUGUCUUUGAUGUUCGUACACAUUAAUAAAAAAGUUAUUUAAGUCAAAUUGAUAACCACCUCUUUCUUUUUUGAAGUCGGUUAAAAAUUUUAACAUAUGAAAGCAUAAUUACCUUAGUGGACGAUCCGUGUGUCUUGUUGAUACUAUACGUUUAUAUUCGUUAAAGAGAAUAUCUUAAAUGUUUUAGGAUUAAGGUGUAUCGUUCCUUGCUCAGAAAAUCUGUGUCGAUCAUUUUGACAUAAUACUAACGUAAAAUAUCUGCGUCAAAUAUUUGUAUGAAAAUGUACGUAUGCCAAUAUUGGCACGAUUUACUAUACCUUUAAAUUCCUUUUAUAUAAAAAUAUGAAAAACUUAUUUGCUCUAAUAAUCAUGGUAUGUUAUAAGAUUUUUCAUACGAAUAAUUGAUAAAUAUUAAUAUGAGUAAAUAGUUCAUGUAAAAUUAUCGAGCUGCUUAUUUAUGUGUUUAAAUGAAUGAUUUGAAUGUUAAGGGCGCAGGCUUUAAGUAUAUUAAUUAUAUAGUUAUUUGUUACAUCCGAGUUCUAUGUUCAACCAGUCGUAAUUACAACGUGUCGUUGAUUUAAGAAAAUCUUCGGCACGUAGCAAUUAGUGAUAUUUUGGAUAGAGGACCGGUGAUCAGUGCCAUUAUUUUGAAAUGAUCAUACUUUAACAUAUUCAAAGUCGCACAAAUACACUAGAAAGCACAAAAAAUUUGUUGCUUCCAUUUAAUUAUUCAUUCGUGUCAUUAGAUUUUAAUUAGUGAUAAAUACGUGACAAAGAUAAUCUAGCAAAAGUAGAAAUGCCAAAGUUUAUAUUUAAUUUAGUUUUAUAAGAUUUAAAGGGGAUGUCAAACGCUAAGUCUUCCAAAGGAAGAGAUAGUCAAGUAUUUACUGUGUAUUAUUUAUUACGUUAGUGUUAAAAUGUGCAAUGUGUAAUUGAGUUGUUGAAAUAAUGUGUGUUUGGGACCAAACGACAUUUGAUUUUCUAAGUUUUAUAAACCAUGAACGUAAGAAUGGAUAUCAAAUAUAUCUCAUCCACCAAACAAUAUAUAGUUCUGACAUUAAGGAAAUACUUACUAAUUUUUAUUAACUAAAUGUAUAUAAAAUUAGUCAUUUAUAUUUUAUUAAUUAUGUACUUAUUUUAAAAUCUGCAAUUCCAUUGUACCAAAUAAAAUGAUCUCUUAUCUGUAUAUAUUACUGAGAUCUGAUAUACGUAAUGUGUAGUCAAUGUUUUAUAGAUUUUUGUAUUGAUGUUAGAUUUUAACAAUUAAACUAUGAAGCCAAAUAUUUAAUUAAUAAUUGUCGAAAUGUAUCCACCUAAA